AGAAAGAUACAGCGAUCCGAUCAGUGGAAAACAAUACGCGCCAACCGAUUUUUUGGCUAGCGCAAUAAUAAUAACGGGUUUUCGUAAAGGUUUCUGCCAAAAAAAAAACAAAAAAAACCAACAAAGUGAUUUUCCACCAAACAAAAAAAAAAUAACGUGUGUGUUUAGUGCGAGAAGAUGGCCAACAAUUGACAAAAAAAAUAUACAAAUAGCUGCAUUUUUGGUGGUUUAACAUUUGAAAUAAAAAGACAUAGCCUUGGAUCAACAGAAAUACCAGCUAAGUGCCGGUUCAAAGCGGUUAAAGGCGGCCAGCUACUUUACCUUUUAACAACAAACUUAAACCACCACCACCACCACAGCUGCAACAACAACAACAACAACAACAAUAACCACUGUAAAUCAGCUUAAAAUUAAUUGUCGCCCAAGUGAAGUGAACCGCAAAACUGUGAAGUGAACGUGUAAGAAGCAAAAAGAAACAAAACAGAAGAAGCCGAAGCAACAGAGACUGGUACCAUUAAAACUGUGGGGGUUCCAUCUGUGGCUUAAAGCAUCAUAUUUGUAUGCUUCCAAAUAGGUUUCAGGAAACUAUGGAAACAUCGCAUCAUAAUCACCAAAAUCCAGCUUUUAUAGGCGACGAUGGACGCAGCACAGCGAGCACUGUGGUGAUAUCGUCCAACAGUCCGGUGCCGGGCGCUACAGCAGCCGGUCGCGAUAAUGCCGACCAGGAGGCAGGAGCGGGCAAAUUGUCAGAGGAACGUGCCACCUGGGGCAAGGGAGUGGAGUUCCUAAUGUCCUGCAUCGCCAUGUCGGUGGGCCUCGGCAAUGUCUGGCGAUUCCCCUUCACCGCUCUCGACAAUGGCGGUGGUGCCUUCCUCAUACCAUAUCUCAUUGUGCUGUUUCUGAUUGGCAAACCGAUUUACUAUCUGGAAAUGGUAAUUGGUCAGUUUUCCAGUCGCGGUUCAGUAAAGGUUUUCGAUUUGUGUCCAGCGAUGAAAGGUGUUGGAAUCGGUCAGGCACUGCAGGUGUUUAUGCUCAGCACAUACUAUGCCGCACUGGUGGCGAUAAUUGGUCGAUACUUUUAUGAAUCAUUCCGCAACCCAUUGCCCUGGGCCAAAUGCCACGAGGAGUGGGGUAGCAACUGCAUUGAUUCCGCCCCCGAUGCACGUAAUUGGCUUCCACAAGAUCCACAAGAUCCACAAGAUCCACAGGAUGAUCAACCGAUACAAAAAAAUUACACAAUAAAUGAUGAGAGUCAACGGGUUCGGACCAGUUCGGAAUGGUAUUUUGUAAAGGAAGUGCUGCACGAGAAGCACGACAUCAUCGAUGGCAUUGGUCUGCCCAACUGGGAAUUGGUCAUUGGCUUAUUCGUCGCCUGGCUGUGCGUCUUCCUCAUCAUUCGACGCGGCGUCAAGAGCUCCGGGAAGGCCUCCUAUUUCCUGGCCAUCUUCCCCUAUGUGAUCAUGGGUGUACUCCUCAUCCGUGCCGUCACCCUGCCGGGCGCCGCCGAUGGCAUCUUGUACUUCAUCAAGCCGCAGUGGGGCAAGAUAUUGGAUCCGAAAGUUUGGUAUGCCGCCGUCACGCAAUGUUUUUACUCUCUCUCCGUUUGCUUUGGCAACAUCAUCAUGUACUCGUCGUUCAACAAAUUCGGACACAAUGUCCAUCGGGAUGCGGCGAUUGUCACGGGUCUGGACACGAUCACAUCCCUGCUGGCGGGCUUCACCAUCUUCGGUAUCCUCGGGCACUUGGCCCACGAGAUCGGCACCGAUGACAUUGGCACUGUGGUGAAGGGCGGCGCUGGCCUCGCCUUCAUCUCGUAUCCCGAUGCCAUUGCAAAGUUCAAACAGCUGCCGCAGAUCUUCUCGGUGCUGUUCUUCCUUAUGCUGUUUGUCCUGGGAAUCGGCUCGAACAUCGCCAUGACUUCCUGCUCGGUGACGGCCAUAAGAGAUCGUUUUCCACACUUCAAGCAAUGGCAGUGUUCCCUCUUUAUAGCAAUCAUUAGCUUUGCCAUUGGCUUGAUGUACAUAACACCGGGCGGACAGUAUAUGCUUACCCUAGUGGACUUCUUUGGGGCCUCAAUGAUUGCCUUGGUCCUGGGCAUUGCAGAGCUCUACACCAUUGGCUGGAUCUAUGGCACUGAUCGGCUUUGCAAGGACAUUGAGUUCAUGCUGGGCCGCAAAGUGGGUCUCUAUUGGCGACUCUGCUGGAGCAUCUUCACCCCAUUGAUUAUGACUGUAAUCCUGAUCUACUUCUAUGCCACCUAUGAGCCCCUGACCUACAACGACAAAAUCUACCCAGGCUGGGCGUACAGCAUCGGUUGGACCAUCACUGCCUUUGGCAUUCUCCAGUUGCCCGUGUGGAUGAUUGUGGCCAUUGUCCGGGAUCCGGGCAGAACUUUGGGUGAGAAGAUCACUGGCGCUUUCACUCCAACGAAAAACUGGGGUCCCCUCGAUCCCCUGCUGCGGGAGCAGUAUCACAAAGAGAUUGACAACGAAUUGACCCCGAAGCGGGGUCAAGGCGUUUGGCCCGCCAUCAAGCAGAAUAUUUUUGGUUAGCCGGAGAUCUGUACGUAUUGAGAGAGCCACCAUUGUAAAUAGUUUUGUGAAUGUAUAUUUUUUAAGUUGUGAAAAAGUAUACUAGAAGAUCUUGUAUAACUCUUAAGUCUGCCAAUAAAGUGAAUAAGUAUGUAAA
This is a messenger RNA of Drosophila persimilis, 2688 nucleotides long. RefSeq names its product sodium-dependent nutrient amino acid transporter 1. Gene Ontology annotation, biological process: sodium ion transmembrane transport. The record is from RefSeq and is a predicted model, not a curated record. Bases 561 to 2552 code for a protein of 663 amino acids. Gene Ontology annotation, molecular function: L-amino acid transmembrane transporter activity. Gene Ontology annotation, cellular component: membrane. The transcript is spliced from 8 exons. NCBI's taxonomy places the organism in Eukaryota, Metazoa, Arthropoda, Insecta, Diptera, Drosophilidae.